Messenger RNA from Topomyia yanbarensis, 3190 nucleotides. RefSeq names its product golgin subfamily A member 2. The record is from RefSeq and is a predicted model, not a curated record. Lineage: Eukaryota; Metazoa; Arthropoda; Insecta; Diptera; Culicidae. Gene Ontology annotation, cellular component: Golgi apparatus; Golgi cis cisterna; Golgi cisterna membrane. Gene Ontology annotation, biological process: Golgi organization. The transcript is spliced from 4 exons. Bases 13 to 2901 code for a protein of 962 amino acids.
AGAAUAACAAACAUGGCAGACAAAGCGGAAAAAAUUGCUGCGGCUCGAAAAAAGCUUAAGCAAUACCAAUCCAAGCAGAAGCAAGACUCGGUAAUCAAAAGCGACACAAACUCUGCAAGAGAAACCCCCGUUCCGGUUUCUGCCAGUAGCUGUGAGCCACAUCUCCCACAAGUUAAUGACGAUCGGAAUCAGAACCACUUGACUCCCGUAGUACCGGAAUCUCCGGUUUUGCAACCCUCAUCACAUUCCGGCGUGGCUAGUUAUUUCAACAACAAUAACAAUGGUCAGGCUAUACCGGAUUUCUUCGCCAUGGAACCACAGUUGGCUCAAGUUGCAGAUGCGCCGGUCAUGGAAGCCAGUGUGCACAACAUUAAUCGGAUGUCGGACGAAAUUGGACAACUGAUUGCUAACGCAAGUGCCGAUCUGGGCCCGCAGAAUACUAUUCUGGAGUUGGAAUCGGAGAAAGCUGAUCUUGCCAGGGCUCUGAAUGCUCAGAAGCUGGAAAACGACGAGCUUCGUUUGAGACACCGCAACAAUCAGUCGGCGAUGGAGGAGCUUAAAAAUGAAAUCGAUAAAUUGAGGCUGGAAAAUAGCACUAAGGUGACCAGCGAGAUGGGUCCAAUCCAAGAGCAGUUACAGAUGCAAAUUCAAGCAGUCGGAAUACUAGUCGGGGAGAAAGCAGAUUUGACUGCAACGGUUAGUAAGUAUCAGAGUCUGGUUAAACAGAAGACAACCGAAAAUGAUGAACUACAAAAUCGGCUGAAGGCAUCGCGAGGGACUGUGCAGAAGUUGGAGAAAGAAUUGGAAGCCAUGAAGCAAUCUGGCAAUCGUUUCGGAGAACUAGAACGUACAAUUAAAGUGCAGUUGAACGAGUAUCAGAAUGAAGCUAACAAGUUCCGUAAGCUGUACGAAGAUUUGCAGGAAGAUUUGGGUGAACUCAAGCACAAGUUGAACGUACGGAAUCAGGAGUUCCAGUCACUGCAAAAAGAGUUGGAGCAAACGCGAUCCGAUCUAAGUUUAUCUAAACUACGAAUCGAUCAGCUGUCCUCGGAUGACGACAUGGAUUUUAACAUGAAGAUCGAAUCACUUAGCCAGCAGAAUCUUAUCAAGGCUCAGCAGAUCAAAGAUCUGCAGGAGAUCAUCAAACAGAUCGGAAACGAGCGAGAUCAGAGCAACCAGCAGUAUCAGAACUAUGUUCUACAUCUCAACAAAGAAGUGGCAAAUUUAGCCGAAAAAAUUCAAGAGUUGACCGAAGAAAAUAAUCGACUCUCAUCGCGUGAGGAUAAUUUGGUUCGACAUGUCGGUGAACUGGAACGGCAAAUUCAGCAACAGAUGACAAAGCAAAAGACGUAUGCUGCUCAACAGCACGACAUCGGAGAAUUUGAAGAACAACGUAAAGUACUCGAGACAGAGAUGCAACUGCUGAAGGAGAAGAUCGCUAGUAUGGAAGCCCAACGUGUUGAGUUUGUGCAGCAAAACGAAUCUGUGGAGCAGAUGAAACAAAUGUACGAAGCCAAAUUGAAACAAAGUGACGAACGAGUAGCGGAACUUCAACUGACGGUGGAGAGAUUACAAUUGGACAAGCCUGAUAUUGCUAAACUUAUGUCGGAGUUGGAGAGUGGUAAAGUAGGAGCAUCGCGCGCCGUAGCUCAAAAUAUGGACUUGAAGGCUCAACUGGAGGAAAUGCAAAAGGCUUUUGUGCAAAUCAGUAACGACAAGUUGGAAUUGACUGAGAAACUACAGACAGAAAUGCAUCUGGGCAAGGAGAUGAAAGCCACGUAUGGUCAACUGGAAACGGAGCUAAGCUCUAUUCGCGAGAAGCUGCACUACAAGGAUGAGGAAAUGAUUCGGCUUGCGCACGAAACAACUGAACUCAACAAGCAAAUCUAUCAGCAGAAUCAAGAAAUCGAUCGGUUGCGGUACUACGAAUCUAGAGCCAAUGAUGGCAAUGUUUUACAGACCGAAUUGCAGCGAGCGCAAGAACAAAUUCAGCUCUUGCGAAAAACUGGUUCUCCUGUGGGACACAAUUGCAGCCAUGACAAUGGAAUAGACGACCACAAACAUGCUCAUGGACAUGGUCAUGAUCAUGGACAUGAAAAUGAUCAUGCACAUGACCACGGAAAUGGUCAGAAUCAUGAUCAUGAAAAUGGGCACGGUCACGACCACGGUCAACAUGAUCUGCACCGUGAAAUCGAUAUUUUGAAGCAAGAAAAGGAUGAAUUGAUCAAGGUGAUUAAUUUUUUCCAGAGCAGGGCCAAAUCAAGCCCGAGCCAUCUUCAGAAUGCAGAGCAUUCCACCGAUCAAUUUGAUGCCGUUAGUGACAAUGUUUCCAGUGUCAGUCUGCCAACGCACGAAGCCAUGGAGAAGCUGCAGGAACGUUUCAAACGAACCAUGCUCGAAGUGGCCGAACUGUCAGACGAGAAGCAACGACUGGAGCACCUGGUAAUGCAAUUACAGGGAGAAACUGAAACCAUUGGGGAAUACAUCACACUCUACCAGCAGCAACGACGACUGCUCAAGCAGAAGGAUAUGGAGCGAGAUCUUCAGCUGCAGCAGUUGGCAAACGACCGUGAAGUUAUGAGACUCAAACUUAAAGAACUCAACUAUUUAGUUCACCAGUUAGUUUUGGAAAAAGGUGCAAAAAAUUCGACCUCCAAUGUAUCACCGCUGGCGGAUCCAUACCAUCCCCACGUUGCGCCACCCAUUGUCGAUUUACCGGCGAGUCCCCCCUCCGCCGAAAUUGAAAACGGACAUAACAGCGAGACAAAAGUGCACAUACGGCCAACUGAGACAGCCGGCAGGAUUCUUUCUCUUCUGACCGAUAUCAAAGAAGCAAACAUCCCCUACGGAACCGGAGUGCAACACUGUUCCUGCUGCUCUGGUCGUCUGGAGACGGUUUAGUAGCGAUGUCUGUACAUGCAAAUAUGCAAUGAGUGAAGGCGGAUCGUUUUAACGGAACGCUAAAUUCAAAAUUAGGCGAAAUAUUACAGGUUCGUCUUUGUAUGUUGUGGUACUGAUCUAUUAUUCUUUUAUUAUCAAAGCAGAUCCGCUAAUAAUAUUAUGUGACACGCAUCUGUAAUACUACUAGUUGAACAGUUUCCUUUACGCAAAGUGCUUUGUAGUGUAACUGUAGUUUAUUUUUUAUAUAAGAAUAAAUUUUAUUUCCACGAAGUCUUAAACUGACAUUCAA